Messenger RNA from Thalassophryne amazonica, 845 nucleotides. Its product is annotated as myoD family inhibitor domain-containing protein 2-like. Lineage: Eukaryota; Metazoa; Chordata; Actinopteri; Batrachoidiformes; Batrachoididae. The record is from RefSeq and is a predicted model, not a curated record.
GAUGAUCUGAGGCACUAAAUAUCAGAGGAGCUCGGCUUGCACAUCGUGCACAUCCCGCUCCUGGACAGUUAACCAGCAGCACAGAGCACAGUGUAAGAUGUCAUCUGGUUCCCACUGUCCUGUGAAGGAUCAGGAAUGUAUCAAGCUGGAUCACAUAGGAGAUCAUGUGUCUGAGGACAUUGUCCCUGAGCCUGUGCUCUUCAGCCCAUCUAAGAAGAUGAAGGGGAAGUUGGUGGUCAGUGGGGGGCGCCGACUGAGCACCAUCUCAGACCAACAACCAGAUGAGCCGGACAUCGAUCGCAGUUCCCAUGAUCCCCUGGGUGGCAGUGAGUGUGGUGGAUCCAGCUUCUCCUUGAGUUCUGACAAGUGGAAGAACAGCAGCAGCUGUUUUUCCUCAGAAGAAUCGUCCCAGCCCGAUGCUGGAGAUGAUUGCGCAGCAGUUCUGCUUGCCUGUCUGUACUGCCAUUUCCACGAGUUAAUGGUUAUGUUACCGGAUACAUGUGAAAGGGCAGUGACUCGCUGCUUUCCCUCAUACAAACACAUCAAGGAGUGUGGGGAAAAGACCAGCCAGAAAGACUGCUGUAACUGCAACGUGGAACUGGACUGGAGUUUAUGCAACUCCUGUAAGGACACAGCAGAACUCUUAGAACUGGCCAUGGAGAUAUCAGAGGUGUGCUAUCGCUGAAAAUGUCCUACUCGAAAAUGAAAUCUGUAACCCAACCCCACUAUAAUUAAAGUAACAUUAUAUCAUUACUUUCCAUUAUUAUUGGAUCUUAUGUGCAUCUUAAUGCCAGAUGCACAUAAAGACCAGAAAAGAAACAUCAGUGGCUUUUACUGAAACAUCA